GUGCUAUGUGCUUGCUUGUUGCUGCUCCUAUGUGCUUGCUUGUUGCUGCUGCUAUUUUGGGAAGUCUAUGGUUUUCCCUUACAACAUACUACUGCUGAUUUAACUGCAAAAGAAUUAGUAAUGAAGAAGAAGCAUGGCACUAUAUUGAUGCUCACAAUGUUCAUUUUGAUGUUUACAGCACUAGUUGUUGCACGCCGCGCCGCCCUGACCUCCACGCGCACCUUGGAGCAGCAGCUGGAGAAGCACGCCGCGCCGCCCUCGACCGCUGACGCCGCCGCAGAGGACCGCCGCCGCACUUGCAGACAGGAUGGCCGGUCCCGGUGGCCGGCGAGGCGGUCGAGGCCGCGGUCCUGGGCGCCCCCGGGGCCGGGGAAGGGGCCGCCGCGGUGGAGCAGCAAGGGCCCCACGGUCACCGUCACCUGCAUCCUCCUCGUCUUCGGAUGAGGAACGCUGCUUCG
Messenger RNA from Lolium perenne, 458 nucleotides. Lineage: Eukaryota; Viridiplantae; Streptophyta; Magnoliopsida; Poales; Poaceae. The record is from RefSeq and is a predicted model, not a curated record.